Aphanomyces astaci is the source of this 663-nucleotide messenger RNA. RefSeq lists its product as hypothetical. Bases 1 to 663 code for a protein of 220 amino acids. The transcript has a single exon. Lineage: Eukaryota; Oomycota; Saprolegniomycetes; Saprolegniales; Verrucalvaceae. The record is from RefSeq and is a predicted model, not a curated record.
AUGCCAUUCAACACGCAUGCCACUACCCUCACGAACGUUGCCAACGGUAGCGUUGUUCGUUUUGGAGGCGAAGACUUCGAAGUUGUCGACGUUCCUGGUGAUGGCAACUGCCUCUUUCACAGCCUCCUCGUCCCUGGUGUUCUCCCGACUCCAAGCCAGGUGGACUUGAGACGUCGAGUUAUGGAGAUGACGAUGUCACCUCUAUGGAUUCCGGUGGUGCGUGACGUUUUGACGAUGUUCUACGGGCCCAACUUUGACGUUGACACGUACCGUGCCCGUCUUGGUCGCGUUGGCUCCUGGGUUGGCGACUGCGAAAUGUGCCUCGUGGCUAUCCUCUUUGGCGUCAACAUUACCUCCUUUGCCUGCGUGAAGGAUCCAAACAACGUGAACAAAGCUGUUUCCAUCUUCUCUACUGCAACGACAUUGUCCUCCAUGAACCAUCCGUGGGCUUCGCACGCCUCGACGGAACUCUUCGUUCACUUUCAUCAGUACGGAAGACCCUGCACCAACCAGCUAUGGGUGUCAUUGAAUCAAUUUUGCGUGCUUGUACCCAACUUCGUUCAGUCCGACAAGACCGCCAAGUCCGAGGACCGCCUUGAUGCAUUGAAUCCACCAACAGCCACGCCAAGUUUCCACAACCACCAAGUCCAAGAACCGCCUUGA